GAAAGUUUGUCGAUGAAAGCUAUAGUAGUGACUGAGUUACUGGAGGACAAACACACAGACUUUCAUCUUUAGAUAUUCUAUAUAGAAUUCAUUAUGUAGAAAAAUAGCAGUACUUUUUUACUAUCCUCAUUCUUCUUUCGAAAAGUUGGUGACUAAUUUUUUGCUAGGCUAAAACAUGAAAGGUGACACACUAAGAAUGCUAUAAAAUAGUGAUGAAUUAACAAAAUUUAAAGCACAAAUAAUAUCUGUAAUCAAACACUUGCCCUUUUUUGGCACUGUUCUUCCCGUGUGCAUAAUAAUUUGUUUUAGCUUAAAAACAAUAUCUGAAUUGCAGAAACUUGUUAAUAUUGUUCUUCCCAUAUGCCCAUUAAUUUGUUUUCGCUUCAGGAAAAAAAAAAAAAAAAAAAAAAAAAAAGAAUAAAUUUGCAUAAUAUACAGUUUCAUGAAAUGCAAAUAUUUGUGUUCAGCAUUGUUUGGCAAAUCAGCCAACCAACUCCAUAGCAUGUUGCCUUGUGAAUAAAUACUAUUCAGGGGAUGCAGAUAAUCUGAAAAUACCGAAAAGUCUGUUAGUAGGUUAAAGAAUUUUAAGUAUGAAAAACUGAUUUAAGAGGUGCACUGCAUUAAAUUUGUUAGUAAAAAAAUUGCAUUUUCAGAUUUUUGUGCAAGACAAAUUUUUAUCAUCAUUUUGUGACCAUGUGUCAAAAAGUGAAAAGUAAGAUUCAAUGAGUGGUAAGUGACUAUGUGGUUAAAGUCACAAAAUGCUAGUGAUAUGUAUUUUAUUCUGUUCUCUGUAUAUGAAUAGUCUCAGUGCAUUGAGUUUUCUUGGUUUUCCUAGCAUGCAGCCCAUGUCAGAGAUGACAAGUUUCUUUCACAAUGGGAAAAACAGUCAGGAGAAAUAAAAAUUAAUUUUCUUACUUAUUUGCAUAUCUGUAUUUUGUUCAUCUAAAAUAAUUUGUUAAUUUAAUAUUUUCGUUUUCUGUGUAAUUUAAAAAAUAUCAUUUGUAUGUUUGCAAUAGCCUUUCCUUGGUAAGGUACAAAGUGCGCCCAUAAAGUAAUGGGACAAAUUGAAAGACCAAAUGAUAAAAUUAGAAAAUGAAAAAAUAAAUAUAUGUUUAAAAAGGUGACAUCGUAGUUUUUGUUAAAGCCAGUUUAAACUGGUUAUUUUGUGAUUUGCAUAUGAAAACACUGUAGUCAUUUUCAUUUAUUGAGAUGACAUUGUACAAAAAAUUUCAUUCGAGAUGGAACUAUGUUAUAAACAUUAAAUUUCAUUACAAAUCUUCUACCAAAAUGUCAGAGAUGAUUUGAACUGUAUAUAGUGAUGUAUCGUUAUCUAGAACAUAAGUGUAUGAGUGGUAGAACCACUUUAAGUGUAGGUGUGAAAGCAUUGAAGACGAAUCAACAAUAAGGUCCCUGCAACUUUAAAGAAUGAGAAACACGUGGAGGAAAUUUGUUCUUUGCUAAAAGCUGAUAGAUGUGUUACAAAUCAGCAACUUUUCAGACAUACUUGGGAUAAGCAAAUAAAGCUGUAGGCUAACUUUAAUUGAAAAUCUGAAAAUGAACGGUUAUACUCGAUUUGUACCUCACAGAAAAGCUUGGUGCAAAGAUUUGCUGAUUAGUAUGAGACAGGACAACAAUUUCUUAAAUGUAUCUUAGUGACAGAUGAGACUUAGUGUCUACAAUAUGCCCCAGAAACAGAAAGACUAAGUGCACAAUGAAAGAACGGUCUUCUCCCCUCCUUCCCCAAAAAGGCAUGGAUGUCGAAAUCAAAGACUAAGGUGAUACUGAUCGCUUUUUUUGACUACAGAGACCUUAUUCGCCAUGAAUUUGUCUCUGAAAAUGAAUCAAUUAAUUAAACAGAAUUUUACGAAGAGGUGGUAAAGCCACCAUGGUGCAUAAUUAUUUUCUCCCCAGUUGCUUCCCUUACAAUGCCAUCCUCCUCUAACCUGACCCAAAUACAAGAUACAAAUUCUGUUAAGAAAGUCUUUGAUUCAGGCAUCCUUAAUUGUAGCAGAUAGUCUUUGUUUGCUUUUUAAUCAGAGAAUGAGUGAUUAUUUGAAUUAUUGUGUAAUUUUAACGAUGAAUUUUUUGCUAUAUCUGUAAUGCAUAUUAUUUUCAUGUAUUUAAAUUUUAAAACUUAUUUUCUUUUUUAGAAAAGGUCCUUUCAAAGACUGGAAGAAACUUCAUAAAGGAGUGCUGUAUUUCUCUACAAAGGUUUACACUACGCUAAAAGAUUAUAAUUUCUUAUUUUUUCGAAGUAUGUAUUAAGAAUUAAUCAUCAUGACUAUUCUACCAAAGAAAAAAACUGCUCAGCAGAAACCUGAAACAGAAAAUUCACCUGAUCCUAACAAUCAUUCAUAUUCUGGUGACAACCACGGACAUCAAACACAUAAUCAAGAAGGAAGGGAAAGAUUUAAUUUUGCAAGUCGUUCUUCUCCUCCUGCAUGGCCCUUGCAUACUUCCCGCGAAGAGAAGAGACCAGCACAUUCCUCUAGUUCUGGAUUUGAUGAAUAUGUCAAUAGUGAUUCAGGGCCAAGCCAUUCUAAGAGACGUCAUCAAACUUCUCCUCAUCGUAGUGUGCGUAAAGCUCGCACUCAUUCAAAUCAUUCAUUGAGAAGUGGAGGCCCGCCUAUAACUUAUCCCAUACCAGGCCCUUCUCAAGUACAAGUAAACUUAAGCGCUGUUCAAGAAAGGCAGAAUAGUAAUGUUCAAGGCCAAGCUGCAACAUGCCAAGAAGAAGAUCCGUCUGGAUACAACAGUGGUGAUGAAUAUGAUCGUUCAUUGGAUACCACAACUGAUGAGGAACUGGCAGAAAAGGAGAGGCUUUUUGAAGAAAAAUUGAGGAAAAAAGGUUAUUCUAUCAAAAAAAUGGGUGAAGAUGGGGCUUGUAUGUUUAGAGCUGUAGCUGAUCAAAUUUAUGGAGACCAGGAAAUGCAUACUGCUGUACGUAAACUCUGCAUGGAUUAUAUGGCAAAAAAUUCUGAUUAUUAUUCUCAGUAUGUGACUGAAGAUUUUGAAAAAUAUGUUCAGAGGAAACGUUCUGAUCAUAUUCAUGGUAAUCAUAUUGAAAUGCAAGCAAUGUCAGAGAUGUUCAACAGGCAUAUUGAAGUAUAUCAUUAUAGCUCAGAACCAAUCAAUAUAUUUCAUGGUUCACAGAAAACAGAUAAUGAGCCUAUAAGAUUAAGCUAUCAUAGAAAUGUUCAUUAUAAUUCAAUUGUUGACCCUUAUAAAGCAACUAUAGGUGUUGGUUUAGGUUUACCGUCUUUUAAACCCGAUAUAAUGAAUAAAGCUUUAGUCACAGAUGCCAUAAGAGCUUCUGAAAAUUUACAACUGGAGCAAGCAAUGCUUGAAGAUAAAUUAAGAGCUACUGAUUGGGAAGCAACUAAUGAAGCUAUAGAAGAGCAGGUUGCUAGAGAAUCAUACCUAGAAUGGUUGAGAGAUAAUGAAGUGAAAUCACGAUCUAAGCUUGGAAGAACUGCAACUGCAACCAGCAGUUCUAGUCUAAUGGAUAGUUUUUCAGGCAGCAUGUCUCCACAAUCUAAUAGAGUAUUAUCAAGAUCGAGAUGCUCUAACUCAGCAUCUUCAAGUCCCAAAGUCAAUGAUAAUAUUGCUAAUGAGAAAGAAUCAAAAUCACCUGAAACUUCUUUAGCUGGAACUUCAGCUUACACAGAGGGAAUGUAUAACAUGUUUGACGAAAACAAAGAGGAUAGUGGUACAAACAGUGGUUGUUCAUCAUCAUCAUCAGGAAAUAGCACUUUAAAUGGUUUUGCAUUAGAUGAAACAGCUUCAUUUUUAAACCAGCUCCCACCAUCUGUAUUUGGUUUAAGUGAUUGGGAGGAUUCUGGAAUAUUAGCGAAGGUUCUUGCUGAGUCUCAACAAGAAUAUAUUGAUUCCCUAAAACGUACCAAUGCUAAUUAAUCCAAAAUUUCCAUCAAUUAAGAUCAUUAGCUCUUGAUAAUGACUGUUACUAAUUUGCUUUCAUUGCUCACCCUAGUUCAGUGGAACAAUUUGUAAAUGACUAUAUACUUCUGUUAGUGUGAUAUCAUCAAAUAUAAGAUGGGAUACAUGCAGUUAUAUGUGUAAAGAAAUAUUUUCAAGUUGUGCUUCUGUUAUUGAUUGUAAAAUUGCUUGUUUAAAAAAAACUUAAAAGGGAUGAGCAUUCUCAAAUAGCUAGGGGAGGGAAUAAAAUGGUACUCUCUCUCCAUUGUAUUGUCUUUUCUGCUUUUGAAAUGCAAUUUCAAAAUAUUGUUAACAGUUUGUAUUGGAGAAAAAAUAAAUUUAGAUAAAAUUAAUUGUUA
Molecule: messenger RNA, 4295 nt
Organism: Stegodyphus dumicola
Lineage: Eukaryota; Metazoa; Arthropoda; Arachnida; Araneae; Eresidae
Gene: Duba
Product: Deubiquitinating enzyme A
Biological process (GO): protein deubiquitination
Molecular function (GO): cysteine-type deubiquitinase activity; K63-linked deubiquitinase activity
Source: RefSeq, a predicted model, not a curated record